GCUGCCGGGAUUGGGGCGGCGGUCGCGGGUCGGGAUCGAUCCCGAUCGGUUCCGAUCGGUUCCGAUCGAUCCCGAUCGAUCCCGAUCGAUCCCCGGGGCUCCCCCGCCGCGAUGUUCUUCACCUGCGGCCCCAACGAGGCCAUGGUGGUGUCGGGUUUCUGCCGCAGCCCCCCGGUGAUGGUGGCGGGGGGCCGGGUUUUGGUGAUCCCGUGCCUGCAGCAGAUCCAGAGGAUCUCCCUGAACACGCUGACGCUGCCGGUGCGCAGCGAGAAGGUUUACACCCGCCACGGGGUGCCCAUCUCCGUCACCGGCAUCGCCCAGGUGAAGAUCCAGGGGCAGAACAAGGAGAUGCUGGCGGCCGCCUGCCAGAUGUUCCUGGGCAAGUCGGAGAGCGAGAUCGGCCAGAUCGCCCUGGAGACGCUGGAGGGCCACCAGCGCGCCAUCAUGGCCCACAUGACCGUGGAGGAGAUCUACAAGGACCGUCAGAAGUUCUCGGAGCAGGUUUUCCGCGUGGCCUCCUCCGACCUGGUGAACAUGGGAAUAUCCGUGGUCAGCUACACCCUCAAGGACGUGCACGACGAGCAGGAUUACCUGCGCUCCCUCGGCAAGGGCCGCACGGCGCAGGUGCAGCGCGACGCCCGCGUGGGAGAGGCUGAGGCCAAACGCGACGCCGGGAUCCGCGAGGCGCGGGCGCGGCAGGAGCAGGUGUCGGCGCAGCUGCUGAGCGAGGAGGCGACGGCGCGAGCCCAGCGCGAUUUCCAGCUGGCCCAGGCCGAGUGCGACGGCGCCGUCAGCGCCCGCCGGGCCACGGCCGAGCUGGCGUUCCAGCUGCAGUCGGCGCGCUCCCAGCAGGCCAUCGCGGCGCAGCGGGGCCAGGUUGCGCUGGUGGAGCGGGCGCAGCGGGCGCAGCUGCAGGAGCAGGAGGUCGGCCGGCGCCGCCAGGAGCUCGAGGCCACCGUGCGCAAACCGGCCGAGGCCGAGCGCUACCGGCUGGAGCGGCUGGCCGAGGCGCAAAGGACUCAGGUGCUGCUGCAGGCGGAGGCCGAGGCCGAGACCCUCAGGGUGACCGGAGCCGCCCGCGCGGCCGCGCUCAGCUCCCGUUCCCGCGCUGAGGCCGUGACCGGAGCCGCCCGCGCGGCCGCGCUCAGCUCCCGUUCCCGCGCCGAGGCCGCGGCGGCCGCAGCCAAGGCCGAGGCGUUCGGGCAGUUCCAGGACGCGGCUGUGGUGGAUCUGGUGCUGCAGAGACUGCCCCAG
Molecule: messenger RNA, 1254 nt
Organism: Pseudopodoces humilis (Tibetan ground-tit)
Lineage: Eukaryota; Metazoa; Chordata; Aves; Passeriformes; Paridae
Source: RefSeq, a predicted model, not a curated record